AUGCCUCGAGAAACAUACCCUCUCACACCCCCCAAAACCCCAAUAGCACUAUGCCCGAACAACCUCCUCUCCCCACCCUCAGACCGCCUAACCAACACCCCAACAACCCUCUCCAUAGCUCGCGACACCCCAGGCCACACUUUCACCGUCCACCUCGUCCGCGCGCACGAACCCCUUGAUAAUCCAGACCGGUACACAUUGCUCUUCACCGUAUCUGGGAAGCCAUGGCCGCAUACGCAACACCGUCAGAUAUGUGAUGCGGGCGGGUUGCCGGUUCUUGAGCUUAGGCGUGUUUGGAUUGGAUCUAGGAGGUGGGCUGUUCGGUGUCCUGGGGGGAGAGUGGAUUUGCUUGAGGCUUCUAUGCCUUGGUCUAAAGGGCGAAGUGGAAGUGUUGGGUUUAGGCUUGAUGUGAGGUUUUGGAAUGUGCUUGGGGCUGGGGAUUCUGAUACAGGGUCAGGAGUACAUGUAUCUGAUCCUGUGUCUAACUUGGAUUCUGGGUCUCUGGGCUUGGGGGAUGAGCCGCCGCCUUAUGCUUCUGUUGCUGGCGAUAUAGAAGACGAAGAUGACGAUGAGAAUGCAGAAGAAGAGAACACCGUUUGGGCCGAGAAGCAAGACCCAUUUCCUAACUCGGAAUAUGAUCUAGGUGCAGAACAAACACCAGGAAUUCGAAGUGACCACGACUCGCCUUCUAUCCUCCCAUCUUACGCCUCCGUCCGCAGGAACUCGUCAAAUUCUAUACGAGAUCUCCUUGAUGCUAUAGAACCACCCAAUGAGCCAGCCCCAGCCCCCUCGUCUUCAUCUUCAUUACAGAUUCCAAGUUCACUUUCUGCUGGCACUCCAACCGGCUCAAAAGUCGAUCUAAAGGUGAUACAGCUCACUGCAUCCGGGAUAGGCGUGAUGAUGGGAGAUCAAAAGAUCAUCCAUAUAGCGAGACAUGAUGUUAUGGACUACUGCACGUCUAGACUAAAGCCGAAGUGGGAUAUUGAGGUAGCGAAGGGAGUGGAUUUACUGCUGGCAGUGAAUAUCGUACUUAUCAUGGCGACAUCGGUAUAGGCUUCGGAUUAAUCAAAGCUUGUAG
Penicillium canescens is the source of this 1078-nucleotide messenger RNA. RefSeq lists its product as uncharacterized. The transcript is spliced from 2 exons. Lineage: Eukaryota; Fungi; Ascomycota; Eurotiomycetes; Eurotiales; Aspergillaceae. The record is from RefSeq and is a predicted model, not a curated record. The coding region runs from base 1 to 1053 and encodes 350 amino acids.